Molecule: messenger RNA, 4162 nt
Organism: Scophthalmus maximus (turbot)
Lineage: Eukaryota; Metazoa; Chordata; Actinopteri; Pleuronectiformes; Scophthalmidae
Exons: 15
Coding region: 95-3115 (1006 amino acids)
Biological process (GO): regulation of DNA-templated transcription
Molecular function (GO): RNA polymerase II cis-regulatory region sequence-specific DNA binding; DNA-binding transcription factor activity, RNA polymerase II-specific
Source: RefSeq, a predicted model, not a curated record
GCAGCCGGAAGCGGAAUCAGCCGUGCGAAAACAUUCCCCGCCAGUUUCUGCCCGAACCAUUGUCGGUGACACUCAGCGGGUCCGCGGCGGCGACAUGGAGCUCGACACCAUGUCGAAGACCGACAUCCUGCGGGCGAUCAUCGCCGAGAAGCUGACGACCGCCGCGCAGGAGAUCCUGGCGGUGGUGGAGCGGACCGUGGCCGGCUACGAGGAGGAGGCGGCGGGCUUCCGGUGGGAGAUCGACCGGCAGCGGCGGCAGCUGGAGCUUCUGCUGCCGGCGCCGGACAUCAAACUGGAGGCGACAGACGAGGAGCAGCAGUUUCCCGUCUCGCAGCCGGGACCAGCGGAGGCGUCUGUCGUAGGAGGAGGAGGAGGCGAACGCCCCGAAGAGCAGGAGCAGCACAAAUACGAGCUGAGUGCGGAGGAGGAUGGGAUUGUGAAUAUCCUCUGCUACACGGGGGAAUUCAUGGAGCUGGAACAGGAAGAGGAGGAGCAAGCAGCGGCAGCGACACCCACGCGGGAACAGGAACCCGUCACGGAGCUGGACGGCGUCAGAGCAUUGAGGUCACGUCCUCCCACGGUGCAGUCUGACAGGCAGAGCGCCGGCAGACUUCAGAUCAGUAAACCACAGAACCUGGUAGAUCUCAGAAUCCGCAUCCUGGGGGACUCGGGGAUUGAAGUGCUCUCGACCAACGUGUAUAAGAUGUGUCCGCUGCAGGAGCUGCAGUGUCCCCGUGGUCUCCGGGAGACCGACUUCCUGGACCUGCUGAGGUCCACCUUCCCUCAGCUGGCGGGUGACAAACCCAUUGACAUCUUCACGACCGACCGGAGCCGCAGACUGAUGCCGCUGAGAGUCAAGAGGCUGACGCCGGAGAUGAUCUACAGGGCCAGCGGGCAUUCCACCCUCUACAUCCGACUGAAGGAUCAAGAGGAGCUUCAGUCCUUUGAUGAGUUUCAUCCAUCACAGACAAAUGUUGCUGCUCCUGUUUCUCCGUCCAGCCUCGAUCAAACCAGAGUUGAGUCUGACUGCAGGACGACACCUGGCAGAUCGCGGGUCAGCGAACCAGGGGAUUGCAUAGAUUUCAAGCUCCGCAUCAUCGAGGACCCGCAGGUCAAAAUCCUUUCCAAAGACGUGAAUGAGAAGUACCCGCUGCAGGAACUGCAGUGUCCUGGUGGUCUCCGGGAGUCGGACUUCCUGGACCUGCUGAGGUCCACCUUCCCCCAACUGGCGGGCGACAAACCCUUUGACCUCUUCACAGCCAACAGAUGCAGGAAACUGCAUCCGCUGAGGGUGAAGGCACUGACGCCGGAGGAGGUCCUCAGGACCAUCAAGUCCAGUUCCCGUUCUUUCCUCUACAUCCGACUGAAGCCUCUUGAUGAACUCCAGAUCACAGGGAAAGAUCUUCCAUCCCCCUCGGAUGAAACCAGCCGGAACACGAGUGUUUCGUCUGAGAAGACCGGGGCAGCGACGAGCCCCCGGAGCCACGUACAUUUCAGAAUCUGGAUUCUGGAGGACUCGCAGAUCAGCUUGCUCUCCAAAAGAGUGUUUCAGAAUAGCGUCGUGCAGAACAUGACGGUUCCGCUGAGUCUACAGGAGACAGACUUCCUGGAGCUGCUGAGGUCCACCUUCCCUCAGCUGGCGGGCGACAAACCUAUUGAAGUCUUCAGGGCCGACAAAAGCAAGAGACUGCGGAGUCUGAGAGUCAACGCGCUGACGCCAGAGGUGAUCCAGAGGUCCAUGGGGCCCGGUGGGCCUCACGCCCUCUACAUCCGACUCAAGAGGUCGUUGGGCCGACUUCGUACCAGCGACAGGCGGCGGCACGUGGACCUGAAGAUCUACAUUGUGGAGGAUUCGCAGAUGAAAGUUCUCCCGGCCAAAAUGUACAAGAAGUACCCGAUGCAGGAGCUGCAGUGUCCUCGUGGUAUGAGCGAGACGGACUUCCUGGACCUGCUCCGGUCCACCUUCCCUCAGCUGGCGGCCUAUAAACGCUUUGACUUCUUCACGACCGACAGGAGCCGCAGGCUGCUGCCACUGAGAGUCGAGACGCUGGCGCCGGAGGAGAUCAACAGGAACAUCUGGUCGAACGGAUGCUCCGCCCUCUACAUCCAGCUGAAGGCCUCCGAGGAAGCCCAGGCCAGCGGGGAAACGCUUCAUCAAAUUGACGGCGCCACAGAUCUUCCAGCCACCUCUGAUCAGACCAUACACACGAGCACCUCGACGUCCCAACGGACGGGAGGCGGCGACGUGAAAAUAGAGGUCGACAGUGACAAAGACUACGAAAGGUCAGAGUCCCGGGGUCUCUGGCCUCGGCUUGUUCCUGAGAGCAAGAGGGACGAAAUGGAUGAGGAGGUGAACGACGGCGCCCGGAAACCAGAAAGACCUGAUGAAAACCUGAGCAAUGAAGAACCCGAGGGGAUGAAGAGGAGGCGACGAGCCAUACCGUCGUUUGCGCGGGGGUCGACCGGCCGCGCUCCCCUGUUUUGUAAAGUCUGCAGAUUCCUGCGCGGGAAUGUGAGCUUCCUGACCAAACACUCGUGGAGCCACGUGGACGACCCGCGGAGGCUCUGCGGCGUCUGCGGCAAACGUUCGGCUUCGGCGGAGGAGCUGCGGCGUCACCUCCAGGGCCACCAGAAGACGCACAGCUGCCACACCUGCGGGAAGUCGUUCCUGUCCACCGCCGGCCUGAGGGGCCACGUCGCCCGGUGCAAGGGUGAGAAGCUUAUCAAGUGUAACAUCUGCCACAAGGCGUACACCGAGAACCGAGAACUGAUCAACCACAUGCUGGUCCACACGGCGGAGAAGCCGCACCACUGCGACGUCUGCCAGAAGACGUACGUGUCCAAGAAGAGGCUCCGGCUUCACCGCGCGACGCACGCGGUCCAGGGGCGGUUCAGCUGCAGCGUGUGCGCCAAGUCCUACUUAAGCUUGAGAUCGCUGUCCCAUCACGCGCUCACUCACUCCGCUCGCUCGGCGACGGGGAGGGAGCGAAAGCAGGCCUGCGGGAUCUGCGGCAAGAAGUUCCGCUUGGUCCAGCGGCUGCAGCUGCAUGUGAGGAACCACGGCGUCGAGCGGCAGCGCGAAGUUCUCGCCAAAGUCAAAUGUGGUGACAUCUAAUCGCACGAAGAUCCAGAGCUUGUGAAUGGUCGGCGGCUUUUUAAUGAUUUUAUCGUUUUGGUUUUGUCAGAACUGCGUCUGCUGCUCUUUGAAAGACGGAACAGUUUUAACUGAAUACAGUUACAGUUAGUUAAACUACAGCUACAGGUUUGUCAAUUCUGCCGAUUGACUUCCUGAUUGAUCGGCAUCGUUUCUGCUCCAAAAAAAUUGUCUUUGCUUCAGUUUGAAUUCUGCCUGAGCGGACGACGGCUGCUGCUGUGUGAGAAAACUACAAGCCUUAAAUGUGUCUGUGAUUUCAUUUGAUCUUUUUUUAUUUUUAAAUCUGUUGUCUAAGAAUGUGUAGCAGUUUAAUGCGAUUCCCGAUUCUACGUGAAGGAAACGAUUAAAUGUUUUCUAUAUUUUUAUCGUGAACAGAUCCAGAAAAGGCCUCAUGCACUUUUGGUUCCCGACUGUAUAGUUUCUUUACUUUGUUAAAUAUUCUUUUUAAGAAGGCUCAUUAAUUUCCCGAAACAGCUGCUCACUGUCGUUUCUAUAAAAUAAAACAGAGAAAACUGUCACUCUGUUGGGGACUUUUUUAAGCAGCGGAUGAAUCCACACAUGUUUUCUACAGCGUUGGUAAAAAUUAGCAGGAGAAAACAAUAAAGAUAAAAAACAACUGCUGGUUCUGACUUUAAAUCUUAUUUUCUUAGGGGUUAGGGUUAGGGCCUCAGAUAUCGACUUAAAUUUGGAAAAGAUUUUAGUGCCUUGUUCACAAGUUCCUUUUGUGUUCAUCUGUAGCAACUCAGCAAAACUUUUAUAUUGUGUUUGCAGUUUGAGUUUAUCUCGGUGUCAGUGUGUUCAACUUUUACAUAACAUGAAGGUUUUGAUGUUUUAAAAAGAAAAAAUACUUUGAGUUCCUAUUUUUCUCAUACACAAGGCUCAGAAAAAGAAAAGCAACUUUAAAAAAAAUAUUUUAUUUCAGAGUAAACGAGUCAAACUUCUGAACCGUGUUUUGUUUUAUUGUGUUGCUUUGCUUUUUUUAUAUUAAAUUUAUUUUUUACUUCAUCA